AUGCGUGGAUCUCCCCGACAUGGGACAGCCGUGGGAUUUAUGGUGCUGCUGAACGCGCUGUUGCUGCUGCUGGCGACGCAGGCUGCACAGGGAGCCUUAACGGAUCACCUCCUGGUUCAGCUGCAUGAGGACGCACAGGACGAGGCGCACCAACUUGCAACACAACAUGGGUUCCAGAGUGCCCGAAAGCUUCCCUUUGGAGAGGGGCUUUUUCACUUCUAUCCUCAGGGCACUUCAAAGAAGCGGAGCAAACGUAGCGCUCACAGCAGACAGCGACUACAAAAAGACAGAAGAGUGAAGAAUGUCUUUGAGCAGGAGGGUUUUAAUCGUCAGAAGCGAGGCUACAGAAAUAUCAACGAUAUCGAAGUCAACAUGAGUGACCCUCUAUUCACCAAACAGUGGUAUCUGAUAAACACAGGCCAGGCCGACGGGACCCCAGGGCUGGAUCUUAAUGUGGCCGAAGCUUGGCAACUCGGCUACACGGGCAAGGGGGUUACCAUCGCAAUCAUGGAUGACGGUAUCGACUAUCUACAUCCAGACCUGGCAUCAAAUUAUAAUGCCGAUGCCAGCUACGACUUCAGCAGCAAUGACCCGUUCCCAUUUCCACGUUACACAGAUGACUGGUUCAACAGUCAUGGCACACGAUGUGCUGGAGAGGUUUCUGCGGCAGCCAACAAUAACAUCUGCGGUGUGGGAGUCGCCUACAACUCUAAGGUGGCAGGAAUCAGGAUGCUGGACCAGCCCUUCAUGACUGACAUCAUUGAGGCAUCAUCCAUCAGCCACAUGCCCCAGGUUAUUGACAUCUACAGCGCCAGCUGGGGACCAACUGAUGACGGCAAGACGGUGGACGGACCCCGAGAGCUCACAUUGCAGGCUAUGGCUGAUGGCGUCAACAAGGGGCGCGGAGGAAAAGGCAGCAUCUACGUCUGGGCAUCGGGAGACGGCGGCAGCUAUGACGACUGCAACUGUGAUGGUUAUGCCUCCAGCAUGUGGACAAUCUCCAUCAACUCCGCCAUCAACGAUGGACGCACCGCCCUGUACGAUGAGAGCUGCUCCUCCACUCUGGCAUCUACAUUCAGCAACGGACGCAAGAGGAACCCAGAGGCCGGCGUUGCCACUACAGACCUGUAUGGAAACUGCACGCUCCGUCACUCUGGAACCUCAGCAGCAGCUCCAGAGGCAGCUGGCGUCUUUGCUUUGGCUCUUGAGGCUAAUCCCAACCUGACAUGGAGAGACAUGCAGCACCUGUCAGUCCUGACCUCCAAGAGGAACCAGCUCCAUGACGAAGUCCACCAAUGGAGAAGGAACGGCGUGGGCCUCGAGUUCAACCAUCUGUUCGGCUACGGCGUGCUGGACGCCGGGGGCAUGGUGAAAAUGGCCAAGGAAUGGAAAACGGUGCCCGAGCGUUUCCACUGCGUAGCUGGAUCCAUUCAGGAAGCCCACAAAAUCCAAUCUGGCAACAAGCUGCUGCUGGCCAUCACCACCGAAGCCUGUCAGGGGAAGGACAACUUUGUCCGCUACCUGGAGCACGUUCAGGCGGUGAUCACGGUCAACGCCAGCCGCCGCGGAGACCUCAACAUCAACAUGACCUCGCCCAUGGGCACCAAGUCCAUACUGUUGAGCCGAAGGCCCCGCGACGACGACUCCAAGGUGGGCUUCGACAAGUGGCCCUUCAUGACCACCCACACCUGGGGAGAGGACCCCCGCGGGACCUGGGUCCUCGAGGUGGGCUUUCAGGGCGAAGAACCAGAGCGGGGAGUCCUGAAGGAGUGGACUCUCAUGCUGCACGGAACACAAAGUGCCCCUUACAUAGACCAGAUAGUGCGUGAUUAUCAGUCCAAACUUGCGAUGUCCAAAAAGGAGGAGCUGGAGGAGGAGCUUGAUGAGGCUGUAGAGAGAAGUUUGAAGAGUUUGCUGAGUAAAAACAACUAAAAAUAAAUCCCAUCUGCAUGUUGCCAACUCUUUCUCUGAUCUUUCUUCCCUGUCUGCAGUCUUGCUCUGUCCUCCUCCAAAUCUCACUACAUCUCCUUAGUUCUUCUCCGUCUCUUGUUAGCAUCCUCCUUUUGUCUACCUCUCUGUCCCCUCCUCACCCUGCUUUUGGUUAUCAAGUGUUUCACUUAGCCCCGCCCUUCAAUGAAUGUUUCUUGUAAUCCAAUCAUGAUAAAAGUGUAACCUUCAAUAAUCUGUUCUACAUAGAGAAAGCAAACUAUACCACUUAAAUUUUUACACUCUACAGAAUUGUACAUAAAAGCAGAUAUAAGCCACGCUCUCAUGCUCUUGCUUUAACUGCCCUGCACCUCUCUUCUGCCAACUGUUGUACAGUUUGUGACUGUAAAUGAUUUUCUGUGUCAUUCUACUUAAAGUUUAAUAUCUUGCAAACAGAGCAGUGAUAUUUCUUUCUGUUUAUAUUUUUGUGACAUGCACUGUUUAUAUAAACAAGGAAAGGAAUGUGUAAUUCAUUUUGCAGCCUGUGGUCAUCAGUUCAUAUUUCAUAAUCUUUGACAUAAACUAUAAUAAAUCUAUUCAGCUGUUUAUUAAA
Molecule: messenger RNA, 2539 nt
Organism: Acanthochromis polyacanthus (spiny chromis)
Lineage: Eukaryota; Metazoa; Chordata; Actinopteri; Pomacentridae
Gene: pcsk2
Product: proprotein convertase subtilisin/kexin type 2
Exons: 12
Coding region: 1-1932 (643 amino acids)
Biological process (GO): protein processing
Cellular component (GO): trans-Golgi network; Golgi membrane
Molecular function (GO): serine-type endopeptidase activity
Source: RefSeq, a predicted model, not a curated record